UCACAUAAUUUUCUGCCCAUUUUUUGUAAUUUUCCAAAAAAUAAAUCCUCAUGAAAUUGUAGUGGCUGAGAUUUCUCCUUUUGUUUCUUCCCCAUACUGUAGUUUCUGGUGUUUUUUCAGUUUAUCACCAGAAAAUAAGCUUGCUUUCACUUUUUUUUUUUUUGGGUUUAUUCAAGUACUUUUCUCCCAAAAAAGACUACUUUUAAUUUUUCCAAUUCUGUUGAUUCCGAUCUUGUCAUUGCCGGAAACUAUGAGCUCUCCGGCUGGUUUCCGGUGAACCCAUUUUUGAUACGUGAUCGUUGCUUCCAUUGUUGUCAUCUUCCAUGGUUAUCUCUUUAAGGUUUUGGCGUCUACGGGUUCGUUUUGGUGAGAAUUUUCUUUUAAGUUCUUUGGAAGAAGCCGUCUCUUCUUUUUGUUACGGUGGAUACUUAAUUUUUAUUUAUUUUAUUUUAAUUUUUCCAGAGAUUUAGCAUUCACCCCAAAUUUUUAUUAAGUAAAUAUUUUUAUUAAAUGAUGAGAAAUUAAUAUUAAUUUAAUUGGAAUAAAAAUACAAACAGAGACGGAUCUCCAUCGAUUUGUUGUUGUUGUUCUUUUGUGUUUUUUCUUUUUGCAGUAUUAAAUAGCAUUCAUCAGGUUUUGUGGAGCUCAAAAACGGCAUUACUAUUUGUCGUAUUGGAUGUUGGAAGAAAUGAAAGGAGGUUCGUGAUAUACUCUUUGCUUGUUAGAGAGGAUUUGAAGCAGCGGUGACGCUGUUUCAAUGGGCACAUACUCCUCUGGUGAAGAACUAGUUAUUAAGACUAGGAAGCCUUAUACUAUUACGAAACAACGUGAAAGAUGGAGCGAGGAAGAGCAUAAUAGGUUUCUAGAGGCCUUGAAGCUCUAUGGACGAGCUUGGCAACGCAUUGAAGAAUAUAUAGGAACAAAGACGGCUGUGCAGAUCAGGAGUCAUGCUCAAAAGUUCUUUUCAAAGUUGGAGAAGGAGGCACUUGCUAAAGGUGUACCAAUAGGUCAAGCUCUUGACAUAGAGAUUCCACCUCCACGCCCUAAAAGAAAACCAAGCAAUCCUUAUCCUCGAAAAACUGGUGCUGCUACUACAGUACAAGAGGGAGCUAAGGAUGGAAAAUCUGAAAUGCCAUUAUCUUCUUUGCGUUGCAAGCAAAUGUUGGACUUGGAGAAAGAACCACUUCCGGAGAGACCUACUGGAGAUGAAAAGGCUACAAACCUGAAAGAAAAUGAAGACCAGAGUUGCUCUGAGGUUUUUACCCUUCUCCACGAACAAAACUGCUCCUCUGCGUCUUCCAUGAAUAAGAAUUUUAUACCAAUGUCAACUGCACUCAAAAGCUCUUGUACAUUCAGGGAGUUUGUACCUUUGCCAAAAGAGGUAGUAAAUCAUGAAAAACAUGAAUUCUAUGUUAUUCUUGAACUUAAAGAAAUUUGUGAACCUUAUAAACUUAAUGUCCAACAGACAUUUCAUGAUAGUGGUACAAGUAAGGCUUCAAACUUGGAGAAGUCUUGCACUUCAUAUGAGAAAUCAGCUCAAGGCCAGAGAAAAGAUGAUUUGGAUGGUGAUUUUUGUGCAGAUGAGAUGCAAGCUGCUCAAAAUUAUCCUCGGCAUGUUGCUGUGCAUGUCCUAGAUGGAAGCCUUAGAACAUGUGUUCAAAAUCCUUCCCUGGGUAUGUCAUUUCAAGAUUCUGUAUUUCACCCUACGGGCGAUGUUCAUGGACCUAACCUGUUUGCAAAUCCAGCUGCAUCAGCAACUACUGAACAUAAGAAUAAUGCACCAAAAUCUACUCAUCAGGCAUUGCCACCUUUUCAUACUCCCUUUAUACAUCUUCGGCCCGAUCAAGAGGAGUAUCGAUCCUUUCUACAUGUCAGCUCUACUUUUUCCAAUCUCAUUGUAUCUACUUUGUUACAGAAUCCAGCUGCUCAUGCUGCAGCAAGUUUUGCAGCUACAUUUUGGCCAUAUGCAAACAUUGAAAGUUCUGGCGAUUCUCCUGCAAAUGAACUAAGAGGUUUCCCAUCUACACAAAUGAACUCUGCUCCUAGUAUGGCCGCAAUUGCUGCUGCAACAGUAGCAGCUGCCACUGCAUGGUGGACCGCCCAUGGACUGCUUCCUAUAUGUGCUCCUCUGCACACAGGCUUUACCUGUGCUCCUGCAUCCACUGCUGCAGUUCCACCAAUGGAGAAUGGUCAAAUUCCAGCUGCAAAUAUGGAACAAAAAGAUAAAACUGAUCUAGCCCUAACUACUCAGGAUGAACGACUAUACCCCGAAUACUCUGAAUCUUUGCCAGGUCAGCAUUCAGCAUCUAAAUCACCUACUUCAUCAUCAUCAGACUGUGAAGAGAGAGUAGAUGCAAAAGCGAAUACUGAAGUGAAAGCUACUGAUGAUGAGAAGGCUGCUGAAGUAAUUGAGCCUCAGGAUGCAGAUAAAAUGAAGAACAGAAAACAAGUUGACCGGUCCUCAUGUGGUUCCAAUUCAAGUAGUGAGGUAGAGACAGACAUGUUAGAAAAACUUGAAAAAGACAAGGAAGAUUCAAAAGGAGCUGAUCCAAAUCAUCCACAAGUUGAAUGUAACCGUCGUAGUAGAAGCAGCAGUAACCUUAGUGAUUCUUGGAAGGAGGUAUCUGAAGAGGGACGACUGGCUUUUCAAGCCCUCUUCUCCAGAGAGGUACUUCCACAAAGCUUCUCUCCUCCACAUGAUGGGAAGAACAAGGGGCAGCAAAAGGAAAAUGUAGGUACAGACAAGCAAAAUCCAGUCGAGAAAGACGGAGAGACAUCAACAUUAGACCUUAAUAGAAAGAUGUUAGAUUCUCGUUCUGACCGUCAAGAAGUAGAGAAAAAUGCACUAUCAAAAGAUGAGAAGAACAAUGCAGAAGACGGCCUGCUGAGGAUUGGACUAGGACAUGCAAAACUUAAGGCCAGCCGAACUGGAUUUAAACCUUACAAAAGGUGUUCUGUGGAAGCCAAGGAAAAUAGAGUGAUGAACACCGGCAGUCAAGGUGAAGAGAGAGGUCCCAAGAGGGUACGAUUAGAAGGGGAAGCUUCGACUUGACUUUUACGCUAUUGCAUCCAAUUAACAAAUGCGAUGUUUGUUUGUUGGAUGCAAUCCCUAAUUUUUUUUUUCCCAUAUCUUAUUUCCUUUUUAUAUGUUGAUCUUAAAGACUAGCAUUACAUUGCAGCUCAAGAGACGCUUUCGUGUAGGUGGUGUUGUACUAUCUAAUAUCUACAUUGACUUAAUCGUUUUCAUAGACUUUUUUGAAUUAAAAA
Messenger RNA from Gossypium arboreum, 3267 nucleotides. RefSeq names its product protein LATE ELONGATED HYPOCOTYL-like. The transcript has 7 exons. Bases 758 to 3052 code for a protein of 764 amino acids. Gene Ontology annotation, molecular function: DNA binding. The record is from RefSeq and is a predicted model, not a curated record. Lineage: Eukaryota; Viridiplantae; Streptophyta; Magnoliopsida; Malvales; Malvaceae.